ACAAAGAUUUUUUUAUAAUACUUCUAAAUCUUUAACACAAGAUUCUUCAAAAAAUUCUACAAUUCAGUUAGACCCUUCUACUGUGUAUUCUUCAAAUGAACCGAUGGAAUACGAUAAACCAAUGGAGUAUUAUAAAGAAUCUAAUGAAUAUUCUUUUGAAAAUAAUAUUAGUUACUAUAAUGAAUCUGCUAUAUAUUCUUCGGAAGAAUUAAACGAAGAUAAAGAUUCUUGUGAAUUUAUUUCUGAAACUUCUAGCAUUAAUUCUUACAAUAAAUUAAGUAAUGAUAGUUUAUCUGAAAAUGAAUUUUUUGAUGAUAUUGCUGAUAAAGCUUUAGAUUCAGAUAAAUUGUUACAAAAUAUUGAUGAUUUUUUACCAUAUUUUGAAAAUACAACUACUGCAUUAAUAUUUUGUUGGAUACAAAAGAAUAGUAUUGCUACUAAUGCAUAUAAUGAACUUGUAGAAAUACUUCAUUAUCCCAAUUCAAUAUUGAUUAUGUGGUUAAAAAUAUUCGGUCCUUUAGACGAUGGAGACAAAGACUUCCUCUUAUGCCAAUAUACUCAAGACCUAUUACAUAUGUACUUUGGACCUGGUCAAGAAGUUACUUGUAAAUCGGAAUACUGGUAUGGUAAUUUAUAG
Messenger RNA from Dentiscutata erythropus, 637 nucleotides. The record is from the annotation of a GenBank genome assembly. NCBI's taxonomy places the organism in Eukaryota, Fungi, Glomeromycota, Glomeromycetes, Diversisporales, Gigasporaceae.